This is a messenger RNA of Musa acuminata subsp. malaccensis (wild Malaysian banana), 348 nucleotides long. The record is from RefSeq and is a predicted model, not a curated record. NCBI's taxonomy places the organism in Eukaryota, Viridiplantae, Streptophyta, Magnoliopsida, Zingiberales, Musaceae.
AUGGCAUCUAACUUCGUGGCCAAUGGCGAUGAGAUCAACGAGCAGCACCACGACUACCACCAUCACCACGGCCACCACCACCACCAGGCGCCGUCGCCGCGCGGUCAGGGGCCGUCACCGCGCGGGGUUCGGCGGGCGUUGUCCUCGAACUCAGCGGCCUGCGGCCAGGGCGCCGCCGGCGGGUCGAUCCCCAAGUGCGUGUGUGCUCCCGCCACCCAUGCGGGUUCCUUCAAGUGCCGCCUCCACAGGACGAACUCCCACGGCCACUCGCCGCCCUCCCCAACCUCGAUCCCUCCUCCUCCGGCACCCGUGAACUCAUCCCGCACCCCUACCGUGGAAGCUCAGUGA